This is a messenger RNA of Austrofundulus limnaeus, 1766 nucleotides long. RefSeq names its product clarin 1 (gene clrn1). Gene Ontology annotation, biological process: equilibrioception; sensory perception of sound. Bases 286 to 816 code for a protein of 176 amino acids. The transcript is spliced from 3 exons. NCBI's taxonomy places the organism in Eukaryota, Metazoa, Chordata, Actinopteri, Cyprinodontiformes, Rivulidae. The record is from RefSeq and is a predicted model, not a curated record.
CAAGCCUCUCAGCUGUGGUUCUGAUGAUCUGUUCUCUCAUCAUGACUGCAGGUUCUGGUUCUGACGGGUUCGGGUCAUGCUGUGGGUCAGGCAGACAAUAACCAUCUGUCAGUUCACGGGUCAGAACCGUCCAGUCCCGCUGGAGGUAAUUGGACCUCUCGUUGCCACGGAGACACCGGGAGCAGCAGAGGAGGAGUCAUCCGAUCCCGGUUCCGUCCAGAACCAGGAGGCCUGCUCCCGUACGGACCUGAKCCCGGGCCCGGUCCUGGUCCUGAUGGCAGCAUCAUGCCGAACCGACAGAAGCGGGUUCUGUUCUCCUGCUCCGGCUUCGUGGGGCUGUCCUGCGCCCUGAUGGCCGCCGUGGCCACCGGGCUGCCCUUCUGGGUCCACGGGUCCGUGCUGUGCCGAACCGGAGCCGAGCUGGUCAACGCCACGGGACCAGAACUGGACAAGUUCGUCGGGGAGCUGAGCUUCGGUCUGUUCCACGGCCAGAGGGUGAAGCAGUGCGGCCUGGGGGGCCGGACGGCCCGGUUCUCCUGUGAGUCCAAAUGUCUCAGCAGCUUCCUGGUGAUGGUUCUGUUUGGCUCGGAGCUGAAGGUCCUCCAUCUCUCUGAGAGGAUCUCCAACUUCAACGAGGAGAAGUUUGUCUUCCAGACCUUCACGGAGCGCUACGACCGAAGCUUCUGGCUCUUCCUCCUCAUCUUCUUCCUCCACGGAUUCAACAUAGUUCUGAUCCGCCUGGCAGGGAUCCAGUUCCCCUUCCAGGAGAACAAAGGGGUGGACCUGAGUGGGGGGGCAGCAGACCUCCUGUACUGACGGGUCGGGUUGAAGGUGGAUCAGAAUCAAACAGGUUCUGCUCUGGUUUCCUAGUCCUGACAGAACCAGUCCACCUGAGGAGCUUCAGAAAGAUUUUAAUAAAUCAGUUUUAGAAAGAGGCUGCAGGUCCAAGGUCAAACCCCCAAACCCGGAUCAGGUUUAUAGAUCAGGAUCAGGUUUAUAGAUCAGGAUCGGGUUUACAGAUCAGGAUUAGGUUUAGGAUCAGGUUUAUAGAUCAGGAUCAGGUUUAUAGAUCAGGAUCAGGUUUAUAGAUCAGGAUCAAGUUUAUAGAUCAGGAUUAGGUUUAGGAUCAGGUUUAUAGAUCAGGAUCAGGUUUAUAGAUCAGGAUCAGGUUUAUAGAUCAGGAUCAAGUUUAUAGAUCAGGAUCAGGUUUAUAGAUCAGGAUCAGGUUUAUAGAUCAGGAUCAAGUUUAUAGAUCAGGAUCAGGUUUAUAGAUCAGGAUCAGGUUUAUAGAUCAGGAUCAAGUUUAUAGAUCAGGAUCAGGUUUAUGGAUCAGGAUCAGGUUUAUAGAUCAGGAUCAGGUUUAUAGAUCAAGUUUAGGUUUAUAGAUCAGGAUCAAGUUUAAAGAUCAGGAUCAAGUUUAUAGAUCAGGAUCAGGUUUAUAGAUCAGGAUCAGGUUUAUAGAUCAGGAUCAGGUUUAUAGAUCAAGAUUAGGUUUAUAGAUCAAGAUUAGGUUUAUAGAUUAGGAUCAAGUUUAUAGAUCAGGAUCAAGUUUAUAGAUCAGGAUCAGGUUUAUAGAUCAGGAUCAGGUUUAUAGAUCAAGAUUAGGUUUAUAGAUCAGGAUCAAGUUUAUAGAUCAAGAUUAGGUUUAUAGAUCAGGAUCAAGUUUAUAGAUCAAGAUUAGGUUUAUGGAUCAGGAUCAUAGAUCAGGAUCAGGUUUAUAGAUCAGGAUCAAGUUUAUAGAUCAGGAUCAGGUUUAGGAUCAGGAU